Triticum dicoccoides is the source of this 866-nucleotide messenger RNA. Its product is annotated as protein BOBBER 1-like. Lineage: Eukaryota; Viridiplantae; Streptophyta; Magnoliopsida; Poales; Poaceae. Gene Ontology annotation, cellular component: cytoplasm. The transcript has a single exon. Bases 1 to 660 code for a protein of 219 amino acids. Gene Ontology annotation, biological process: protein folding. The record is from RefSeq and is a predicted model, not a curated record.
AUGGCGAUCAUCUCCGAGGACAUCAUGCAGGAGGACGAGGCGUCGCCGCAGCCGCAGCAGCAGCAGCAGGCGCCGGCCGCCCUGAAGGACAACAGCUCCAUGGAGGUGGAGAAGAAGGAGAAGGAGGAGGAGAGCAAGGGGAGGCAGCCAAACUCCGGCAACGGCCUCGACCUGGACACCUACUCGUGGUCGCAGCAGCUGCCGGAGGUGAACCUCACCGUCCCCGUCCCCGAAGGGACCAAGGGCAGGUCCGUCGUCUGCGAGAUCAAGAAGGACCACCUCAAGGUCGGGCUCAAGGGCCAGCCUCCCAUCAUCGACGGCGAGCUCCACAAGCCCGUCAAGGUCGAGGACUGCUUCUGGAGCAUCGAGGACGGGAGGUCGCUGUCCAUACUGCUCACCAAGCGCAACCGGAGCGAGUGGUGGAAGACCGUGAUCAAGGGCGACCCGGAGAUCGACACCCAGCGCGCCGAGCCGGAGAGCAGCAAGCUCUCGGAUCUGGACCCGGAGACGAGGCAGACCGUGGAGAAGAUGAUGUUCGACCAGCGCCAGAAGCAGAUGGGCCUGCCCACCAGCGACGAGAUGCAGAACCAGGACAUGCUCAAGAAACUCAAGUCCCAGUACCCGGACAUGGACUUCUCCGGGAUGAAGAUGCCUUCUUAGAUUGUCUCUUAGCUGGAGCCUAGAGGAUCUAAGGCGAUAAUGCCGAAGAUUUUAGAUGGAGAUAAUUGCUUCUACUACCUUAAUUAGUACUCGUACUUUGCUAUUUCGGUGUCUUGUGGUUUAGUGUUUGUUUAUUGAAGUCUAUUAUUGUGACUGUAAAAGUAUGCGCUAUGCUUCGGAAAUAGUAUAAGUGAACUAUGCUUUGA